AUGACAGAAAGCAACCAAACUAUCAUCCCAGAGUUCCUCCUCCUGGGCCUACACAUCCAGGGAGAGCAACAACACCUGUUCUAUGUCCUGUUCCUGGCCAUGUAUCUUACUACCAUUCUGGGGAAUCUCCUCCUUAUUGUCUUCAUCCUGCUGGACUCCCAUCUUCACACACCCAUGUAUUUUUUUCUCAGCAACUUGUCCUUCUCUGAUCUCUGCUUUUCCAGUGUGACCAUGCCUAAAAUGCUACAGAACAUGCAGAAUCAAGUGCCUUCCAUGCCCUAUGCAGAAUGCCUGACACAAAUGUACUUCUUUCUGCUUUUUGCUGACCUGGAGAGCUUUCUCCUCAUGGCCAUGGCCUAUGACCGCUAUGUGGCCAUCUGCUUCCCCCUGCACUACACCAGCAUCAUGAGCCCCAAGCUCUGUGUGUACCUAGUGGUAAUGUCCUGGGUGAUGACCAUGUUUCAUGCCUUGUUACAUACCCUACUCAUGACCAGAUUGUCCUUCUGUGAGAACAAUGUGAUUCCUCACUUUUUCUGUGAUUUGUCUGCUCUGCUGAAGCUUGCCUGCUCUGACACUCAUGUCAACAAGUUGGUGAUAUUUAUCAUGGGAGGAUUUGUUGCUGUUAUUCCAUUCCUGCUCAUCAUCAUGUCUUAUGCACGAAUUGUAUCCUCCAUCCUAAAGUUCCUUUCUGUCCGAAGUAUCCACAAGAUUUUCUCUACCUGUGGUUCCCACCUGUCUGUGGUGUCACUGUUCUAUGUGACAGCUGGUACUCUCUAUUUAUGCCCACCCGCUAAUAAUUCCACUAAGAAGGAGACUGUCAUGGCUCUGAUGUACACAGUGGUGACUCCCAUGCUGAACCCCUUCAUCUACAGCCUAAAGAACAGAGACAUGCAUGAUGCCCUGAGGAGAGUUCUAUGUAAGAAUAAAAUUCCUUACUGCUUAUGA
This is a messenger RNA of Castor canadensis (American beaver), 945 nucleotides long. Its product is annotated as olfactory receptor 1468-like. Gene Ontology annotation, cellular component: membrane. Gene Ontology annotation, biological process: G protein-coupled receptor signaling pathway. The record is from RefSeq and is a predicted model, not a curated record. Gene Ontology annotation, molecular function: G protein-coupled receptor activity; olfactory receptor activity. NCBI's taxonomy places the organism in Eukaryota, Metazoa, Chordata, Mammalia, Rodentia, Castoridae.